ACUCCACCACAGAAGGUCGAAGCAUGGCGAAGUCAGGAACAGACAAACGAGUGAAGGAAAUCAGAACGAGAGUGGAGCUCAAGGAGCACAGUAUAAUCAAUUAUGGCCCAAAUGCAUUUAAACCAGUUGAUGAUGCUAUCUUGAUAGCAAAGCUAAGACCAGGCCAAGAGAUAGAUAUCAAGAUGCACUGUGUGAAAGGCAUUGGUAAAGACCAUGCAAAGUUCUCACCAGUUGCAACCGCAUCUUACAGACUGUUACCGGAUAUCUCUCUCAAUUGUGAUGUCACUGGGGAGUUAGCAGAACGAUUGGUGCAAUGUUUCUCCAGAGGAGUAAUGGAGUUGAAGGAAAUAGAUGGUUUGAAGCAUGCAGUUGUUGUGAAUCCACGUAGCGACACUUGCAGCAGAGAAGUGUUCAGACAUGAGGAUCUGAAGGACCUUGUUAAGCUGACAAGAAUACGUGAUCAUUAUAUAUUUUCAGUUGAAACAACCGGAGCCUUACCUCCCAAUGUAUUGGUAUCAGAAGCAGUGAAAGUGUUGAUGUCUAAAUGCAAGCAAUUCUUGUCUGAACUUGAUAACGUUGAUUCAUAAAGCUAAUUUAAUGGCAAUUUAAGGUGAAUUCAAUUGCAUUACAUGAAUGAAGAUUAUGCAUAACACCAGGCAAUAUAGUAAAUAAUUAUUAUGAUGUUUGUUUAAUGAUGCCAUAAACUCAUCAAACCAGACACACUAUCACUGGCAGAAUACUAUUUGCGUUGAGGACCUGAAAAUAUAUGUAGCUGCCACAAAAUGGCAUCUCAGAAAUGAGUGGUGCUCUUCAACAUAUUCCAAAGGUAGAAUUAAGGAACUGCAGUCUGGAAUUGAAGCUAGAAGUUUGAAUUUUGACACGAUGGAUAAAGUACUGUAAUUGCAGAUUAUUUAAAGAAGUGUGAUUUUAUUUUUUUUGGCCAGCAAGGCUGAAACUACAGCCUGGUUUCCUUAAAAUAGUUACACACUCGCUACAGUGUUAUAAGUGCAAUCGUUGAGCUGUGUAGCAGUUCCCGAGGCAAAUGGGAAGGCUCCCUGAUUUGACCGACCAAUCAGUAUCACCGAAAGCUGUCGGUGAUAGCAUGACUUGUAACGAUUGCAUGGAAACUAAGCUUUACAACAUCCUAUAAUGGGGCUGCAGGUUUUUAGUUCUGUAUUGCCAAUGACAUAGUUUCAGGCCUUAUUUCCAGUAAGGUGCUGAUUCAGGAUUUACAAAUAAGAAAAACAGAGUGUAACUAUACGUUUGGAAUCUACUGUAUUCUGCAAUUUUUGCAAUUAUAACAUGGGAGGGUGGAGGUAUAAGAAAAAAUUGUCGGGGGCCUCCUAUAUUAAUGGACCUUCAAGCAAAACCCCGCCCCUUGGAUAUUGUUGUUACGGCCACACAAAGUGACAUUUGAUAAGGUAACCAUAUCUAUUUAAUUGUCAUUGGACAGAUUAUUCUUGUUUUGGUUAUCAUUAACAAAUAUAUCUGUUGAUGGUCAUUCACAAGUGUACAUUUCCACAGAGGGUACCGGUUUAGAAGAGUAUAAAAUAGAUAAAAUGAGUUUUGUACAUUUUCUUUUAAAUAAUGUUUUAUUAUAAACAUUUUAAUGCAAUAGAGAUACUUCUUUUACUGACAUCAUCAUCUCAACAAGUCUCAGUUCUGCCUUUGUUUCUUUGUUUUAUGGUAAGCCUCUUAUCCUUACUGUUUAACCUGUAAAAUAGUACAUAAUUUUCCUUUAGAGAAAAAGAAAAUGUUAUUUUGAUAGGUAGAAGCCCACUAUGAUGACCAUGUGUAAAACGAUUUUCAAAGAGAAAGUAAAUAAACUCUGAAAAUUAAAU
This is a messenger RNA of Anneissia japonica, 1841 nucleotides long. Its product is annotated as DNA-directed RNA polymerases I and III subunit RPAC1-like. Gene Ontology annotation, biological process: DNA-templated transcription. Lineage: Eukaryota; Metazoa; Echinodermata; Crinoidea; Comatulida; Comatulidae. Gene Ontology annotation, molecular function: protein dimerization activity. Gene Ontology annotation, cellular component: RNA polymerase I complex; RNA polymerase III complex. The record is from RefSeq and is a predicted model, not a curated record.